CUUGGCCAUAUAGUUGCAAAUAAGAACAAAUUGGUCUCAGAGACUGUCGAUCUUCCAGGUUAUGACGACUGAAGAGGCCCAAGUUACAGGACAUCCAGCGCUGGACCGCCCUAUACCGUUGGCUGCGCCUUCCUAUGGAACAGCCAUCCCAAAGAGCACAUGACUCACGUGAUCAUCUUGUAGUUAGUCCUGAGGCUUCCAAGAGGAUAUGCCUGAUCAAUCCUUGCCCUUUACAUUUGACUGCUUACAAUAUCGUUCAAUACAAUUCAGUAUAUCUCAUCAAUUGAUUAGAGGACCUGACCUCUCUUACACAGAGUCUGGUCAGGCCUGACAGGCCUAGAACCCGCCCCCCUUGUCCCUCCGAGCUGGGGCCUCCCGACACUCUUGCCCCGGCCCAACGCAGCAUCGGCUCCGUGUACUUUACCUUUACUUUACCUUUGACUCGAAACAGUCACAAGGCGGAGAAUUCUCGUCCUAGUCGGGCUUUUAUCUACUGUGCCUUGUUUUUACCCCUAAAGGAGAAAACCACCUUCACUGUCUUUAUGCUGUCCCUCGGCGCAAUAAUCUACAGCUUCAUCAUCGGACAGACCCGGCCCAAGUUCUAGGUGGGGUUUCAAUGGCCAACGCGGGGCUCACUCUCUGCCUCUGACGACUCUUGCCGAUUUAAUUACAAUACCGGAACUGAACUGGACGAGAAACUCAUCAGACUUUGUGGCACAUCAUGUCGUCGGUCAAAGCCACAAAGAAGAGCGCAUUCUCUUGUGAGCCGUGCCGUAGACGCAAGGUCAAAUGCGGCGGCGAGCAACCGAUUUGCAAUCGCUGUGCUGCUAGAAGCGAUGACUGUAUUUACAAACUAAACCCGACUCUGUCCUACACCCAACGCCUUGAGGAACGCAUCAAAGAAUUGGAAGACCAACUCGCUGCUAUCAAAUCUCCUCCCUCAGUGGCCGCCUCAAAUCAUUCGAGUCCUGGGGUCUGGAACGGCCAUGACUUGAAUCGCCAUCCAGACGAGCAUGCAAUGACGAAGAGCUUCAUGGGCCUCAAGAUCGAUGACAAGGGUGGCAUUACUUACCACGGACCGACUAGUCUCUUCAAUCUUCCCAGUGACCCUCACAAGCAUAAGCCAGACUCGAUAUCAUCCAUUGACUCAGAUGCUCAUAGGAGAGAGCGAUUGGUCAACAAUGCAUGGCAUCAGCGAGCGAUGGAAAACCUGUCUGACAUUCCAGAACCGUUUCAAUACCUUCUGAACGUGCAUUGGUGCUGGAUUCAGCCUCUUUUCAACUUUAUCUACAGGCCCGCAUUCACUCGUGACAUGCAAUCCAUGGGACCGUACUAUUCUCACACUCUUUUGAAUGCUAUGCUCUCACAUUCUAUCCGCUGGGGUAAAAGUGAUCCUUCCACCAAACAACUGCUGGAUCAGUCAUACGAUGGAGGGGCUGUCUUUGCAAAACACGCCCGAAGCAUGCUUUUCGACGAACUAAGUAGGGGUGUUUGCACUAUCCCAACUGUUCAGACACUGCUACUCCUCAGCGCAGGAGAAUGUGGUCAUGGCAACACAACACAGGCCUGGAUUUAUAGUGGCAUAGCGUUCCGUCUCAUUGAUCAUUUGGGCAUUUGUGUUGAUGGACAGAGAUAUCCAGGAUCCGUCCAUUUGACUGAUGAAGAGGUCGAGAUUCGACAUCGACUUUACUGGAGUUGCUAUUUCUGGGAUAAGAUUAUCAGCCUAUACCUCGGCCGUUCGCCUUCACUGCAACAUACACAGGUGUCCCCGCCCCAGAUUAUCAUGGACGACUCGGCUGAGAAUGAGCUCUGGGUCCCCUUCGACUCUCCUCAUGGAUCAGAUUGGAAGUAUCCUCCUGCGACAGCUCACUCAACUUCCUGUUUCAUGAGUGCUUGCCGAUUAUCGGUCAUCUUUAAUGAGAUUCUCAUUCACAUGUAUGACCCAUUACUGGAGAAUACCGAGGCAGAGAUGCAAGAGUGUCUACAGACUCAAGACCCUGCCAUGAGACUAUGGUGGGAACAACUCCCUCCUCAUCUCAAGAUCGAGCUCUCCGCCAUGCCUGAGCUGGCACCUCCGUCACACAUUGUCACCAUGAAUGCCUUGUACCAUACGUUCAGAAUCCUCCUGUUCAGGCCGAUGCUCACCUGGCAGGUAUACCCAGAGGAUGAAGGCCCUCAUCCGAUGCAAAACCAUCUCGUGGAAUGCGUUACAUCUGCAACAUCUAUUAUAGCCAUCUUCGAUCUUUUCUGCAGAACAUUUACCAUCAGCCACUGCGUUCUAUCACUUUCAUACAGUGUGUAUAUCGCGGCGACAAUUUUUCUUUUACAGGUUCAAGCUACCCCCGAGGACCAACAAGCAGUUCGCAAGCUGAGCUUCUGCGUACGAGCCUUGCAUCAGGCCAAAACCGUUAAUCCAGUCAUCUCAAGUGCUUUGGAUUUGAUCACCCGAGAGAUGGCGAAUCUUGGGCUUGAUCCAGGAUUUAGUACACCACAACAACAGCCUCCUCCGCCUAUGCCUCAGCCUAUGCCAGAUGUUCAGAUGCCUACAGACAUACCGAUUACCGAGACUGUUUACCCGGCUUCAUUUGAGAUACCUGCACAGCAAUCGCCUUACGAGCCGGAGCAACUGUUCCAGACACCGUGGGCUGACAAUAUGAACCCGAAUGCAAUGGCCGUUGACCGUGGAGUUUUCGAGGCUUUAUCUUCGUUUGAGCCCUUGAGUGUACGGGUGGGCGCUAUCUACGAGUCAGGAAACAACCCUCAGAAUUUCGGUUGAUCGAGGAUGCUGUGGCAGAAGCAUACUGGAAUAUACUAAAACCGAUUUGAUCAACGUCAAUGACAGCAGGAUCUAUCAAGAUCAAGAAACUGAUGCGGAUUCGAAACCGGGAAACUCAAAUGGACUGAAAAAUAUCAACUUCUCGGCCAGGUAUCAGUGCAUCGGGCGCACUCAAUGAACCUCGGAUCUUGAUUCAUGCAGUAGCAAAGAGCACACCGAGAGAAGCAGCCAACCAUGCACCGACAGUCUUGACUACGAGCUCUCACAUCAGGAUAUCGAAGUCGACUUAGCGUCAUAUACCCGCAUCUGCCGAGUCCUCAAGGUCCGCACGCUGAACCCUGCUCGGCGCUACUCGGAGAAGAUGUUAUCGAAGUUAUACUUUCAACCAUAAACUUCAUGCUGGAACAUGGAGUCAUGGCCUGAUUGCCUGUGUAAUCUCGCGCUCUGUGUAGAACGGCCCUUGGACUGGUUGUGGCCAUUUUGGAAAUCGUUCUUGACGUUUCAGGUAUCGCAAUGCAACGGCAGAAUGAUCGACAGAUGAAUAAUAGGCAGAUAUGAUAUGAAUACAUAAACGAAAAUAUUAACAAGUACACAUGUCCAUGGCAGAAAGAACGAAAUCAGCUUUGAACACCAUGAAUGAAAUCCCCCCCUUACUGCUAUAUCGAGCUCAACCCCAAGCCAUAACUGAUUUCAAUCACUGGUCCGCCUUCCUCGAUGGCCUCUGAACAUCCCAUAAAUCUUCGGCAUUCCCUCUGAACAGCCGCUCUUUGAGAUGCUCAUCAUCACCGCACCAACUCAGCACUCUCUCCAUCCAGGGCUUGAUUUCCAAUCCCUCAAACCUUGUGUGAGGCCAGUCAGUUGCAAAAACAACAUGAGUCUUUCCAGCGACUCGAACGACCUCCUUAGCGAUGGGAUCCAAAUCGCUGUAGUCAGGGAGUGUGCUCAUCCGGUAAGCAGCUGACAGCUUGACAUACGUCUGGCCGUUCUUGAGUAAAUUGAUGAGGGAUGUGAAGCCUGGUAUAUCAUAUGGGUCUGCGCCUGCGUAUUUGUUCAGAGGCGGAUGUCCAAGAUGGUCUAUGCAGAACUUGACAUUGAGCUUCGGAAUGAUAGGUUCAAGGAGAGUGACCAUAUCCAUAGGGACGUAGACCUGAACAACCCAUCCCAAAGGCCUUACAGCAUCAGCGUAAAGCAUCAACUGCCUCUCCAACUCGGCCGCAUCAAUCGCAAGUUCAUUUGAGAGAAUAUUUAGUCUCACUCCACGCACACCCAGUUCAUGCCAUGAACGCAACUCCUCUUCAUUGGCAGCCUCAGGGUCAAUGGCAACAACACCUCGUCCACGCUCAGUACCUAGGGCGCGAAGACCAUCGAGCAGACACGAGUUAUCGAGCCCAUAGAUAGAUGGUUGAACAAGGACUAUGUUUUGAAGCCCAACGCCAGUUUCAAAGGCGAGGGCUUGGUCCAGUGUGUGAGAUGUAGGACGGUAUUUGGCUGAAGCGUCAAGGGUGUAGUUCUCCACGUCGACAAUGUGCAUGUGUGAGUCCCAUGAGUCGGGAGGAAUGCGUUGAGCAAGGUUUGGUGAAGUCAUGAUGAAGAUAUUGAGUACGUAAAAUUAAUUGAAUAAGUUAUAGAGGGUUUUGGGGAUGAUAUAUAGUCAGUGUAAGUAUAAACUAUGCUAUGUCCGACUGGGGAACCGAGGUCGGCCGAGUCGGCGGGGAAGACGAGACGAGAGUUUAAACUCCGCAAUUCAACGGACGGUGACUUCCGAAAGUUAAUUGACCCAAUAUUAUUUUUAUCUUAUCGUAUUUCUAUUGCAUUUGAUAUGCUAGGAAUUGUUUAUGUAUAUGCAUGGCAUAAUAACGGCAGUUAUCCUUGUGAGCACGUGUGAGAGGGUUUGCAGGCAUUAGCUACAUGCGAGCAUGCCCUGAGUGCAUAGGGCGCAUAUAUCGAAGAAUAGCGGUAAUAAUGAAAUCCACAAAUAUAGCCGAGAUAGCCUCUCACUAACAAGCACUGAUAUCUGUAAUUGAGCGUAUAAGAAGCGUAUGCACAGCCAACAUAAGCCGGCAACUUAC
This is a messenger RNA of Fusarium odoratissimum NRRL 54006, 4845 nucleotides long. RefSeq lists its product as uncharacterized. Gene Ontology annotation, biological process: DNA-templated transcription; regulation of DNA-templated transcription. Lineage: Eukaryota; Fungi; Ascomycota; Sordariomycetes; Hypocreales; Nectriaceae. The record is from RefSeq and is a predicted model, not a curated record. Gene Ontology annotation, molecular function: zinc ion binding; DNA-binding transcription factor activity, RNA polymerase II-specific; DNA binding. The coding region runs from base 722 to 2776 and encodes 684 amino acids. The transcript has 8 exons.